AUGAGUGAUAUCAAGCGUACUCUUGAUGUGGGUGGCAACUGCAUUCUGGAAAUGCCCUCUGGAACAGGAAAAACAGUUUCACUGCUCUCGCUGACAGUGGCUUAUCAGAUGUUCUAUCCUGAACAUAGAAAGAUUGUGUAUUGUUCGCGUACCAUGUCGGAGAUCGAGAAGGCGUUGAUUGAGCUGCAAAAUCUGAUGAAAUACAGGACAAAGGAGCUGGGAUAUGAAGAGGACUUCAGGGGAUUAGGUUUAACCUCCCGUAAGAACCUUUGUCUCCAUCCUGUGGCUUCGAAAGAGCGUAAAGGAGCAGUGGUCGAUGAAAAGUGCAGAAGAAUGACUAAUGGCCAGUUGCGUCAGAAGGUGGAAAGUGGCGAUAUCGAGUCCAGUGCACUGUGCUCGUUUCAUGAAAAACUAUACGAACUUGAUCCUCAUAAUUUGGUUCCUCCAGGUGUAUAUUCUUUCGAGUCCUUGAUGAAGCACUGUAAGAAGGAAGGGACAUGUCCAUAUUUCACCGUGAGAAGAAUGAUGCCUUUCUGCAACAUCAUCAUCUACUCGUACCAUUAUCUUCUGGAUCCCAAGAUUGCCGACAGAGUCUCACGAGAGCUCUCCAAAGACAGCAUUGUGAUUUUCGAUGAGGCUCACAACAUCGAUAACGUGUGUAUCGAAUCGUUAUCAUUGGAUUUGACUGAUGAUGUUCUGAAAAGAGCAACCAAGGGUGCGAAUAGUCUGAGUGCAAGGGUAGAGGAGGUUAAGAGAACUGACAGUGACAAGCUGCAGAAUGAAUAUGAGAAACUGGUAGAGGGUCUACGAGGAAAUGAUGUUGAUGCCAAUCAAGAACUGUUCAUGACAAACCCUGCAUUGCCAAGUGAUCUCCUGAACGAAGCCAUCCCUGGAAAUAUCCGCAGAGCUGAGCAUUUCGUCUCCUUCUUAAAAAGGUUCAUUGAAUACCUGAAGACCAGAAUGAAGGUAUUGCACGUCAUAUCGGAGACACCAACGUCUUUCUUGCAGCAUUUGAAACAACUCACUUUCAUAGAUAGGAAGCCGUUGAGAUUCUGUUCUGAAAGACUGUCCUUACUUGUAAGAACGUUGGAGGUUCAGGAGAUUGAAGAGUUUAUGGCUUUGAAGGAUAUUGCAACAUUCGCUACUUUGGUUUCCACAUAUGAAUCUGGAUUCAUGUUGAUUCUGGAGCCCUACGAAACGGAGAAUGCUACGGUGCCGAACCCAAUAUUGAGGUUCACAUGUCUGGAUGCUUCUAUUGCCAUGAAACCAGUCUUUGAGAGAUUUUCGUCGGUCAUCAUCACCUCGGGUACGAUAUCUCCUUUGGACAUGUAUCCGAGAAUGCUUAAUUUCGAAACGGUGGUUCAAGAGUCUUACACAAUGACUCUGGCUCGUCGUUCAUUCUUGCCGAUGAUAGUCACCAAAGGCUCUGAUCAGGUUGCUAUUUCGUCCAGAUUCGAAAUCAGAAACGAUCCCUCGAUUGUGAGAAAUUACGGAAGUCUGCUGAUUGAAUUCGCCAAGACUACUCCCGACGGAAUGGUUGUGUUCUUCCCCUCUUAUCUAUACAUGGAAAGCAUCAUUUCAAUGUGGCAGAACAUGGGAAUCCUGGACGAAGUGUGGAAGUAUAAGUUAAUUUUGGUGGAGACCCCGGAUGCACAGGAGACUGCGUUGGCUCUGGAAACUUACAGAAAAGCGUGUUGCAAUGGACGAGGAGCUGUCUUACUAUCUGUGGCUCGUGGAAAGGUGUCUGAAGGUAUCGAUUUUGACCACCAUUAUGGAAGAACUGUUCUCAUGAUAGGUAUUCCAUUCCAGUACACGGAAUCACGUAUUCUGAAAGCAAGGCUGGAGUUUCUGAGAGAUCACUACCAGAUCAGAGAGAACGAUUUCCUCUCGUUCGAUGCCAUGAGACAUGCUGCGCAAUGUCUGGGAAGAGUGUUGAGAGGUAAGGACGAUUACGGUAUCAUGGUGCUUGCGGAUCGUAGAUUUGCAAGGAAGAAGGGCCAAUUGCCCAAAUGGAUAUCCCAGGCCCUAUUGGAUGCAGACACUAAUCUGUCCACUGAUAUGGCUAUUGCUAGUGCCAAGAAGUUUCUACGAACACUGGCUCAGCCGGCAGACCCGAAGGACCAGGAAGGUGUUUCUGUUUGGAACUUAGACCAGCUGCAGCAAUUUCAAAAGGCACAGCAGCAGCAGUUCGGUAAUCUGGAGGGUCUGGACGAUAUGGACCUCGAUGAUAUUGACGAAGAUGAUUUGGCAUUGGGAUCUGAGGAUGAAGCUGAGCUGGCCAAAAUAUGA
Messenger RNA from Kuraishia capsulata CBS 1993, 2289 nucleotides. RefSeq lists its product as uncharacterized. The transcript has a single exon. The record is from RefSeq and is a predicted model, not a curated record. Bases 1 to 2289 code for a protein of 762 amino acids. Gene Ontology annotation, biological process: nucleotide-excision repair; transcription by RNA polymerase II; positive regulation of mitotic recombination. Gene Ontology annotation, cellular component: nucleus. NCBI's taxonomy places the organism in Eukaryota, Fungi, Ascomycota, Pichiomycetes, Pichiales, Pichiaceae. Gene Ontology annotation, molecular function: ATP binding; damaged DNA binding; DNA helicase activity.